Molecule: messenger RNA, 6434 nt
Organism: Setaria italica (foxtail millet)
Lineage: Eukaryota; Viridiplantae; Streptophyta; Magnoliopsida; Poales; Poaceae
Exons: 4
Coding region: 3071-6196 (1041 amino acids)
Source: RefSeq, a predicted model, not a curated record
UAUUGUCCCCCAAUCAUCCCCGCAAGCGGCCAUGCGACAGCAGCGCGAGGGGAAGAGGGUCGCCGGGACGACGGCGCGACGAAUCCGUGAGGUGAGGAUGGCUUCAGAUCCAUGGCGCUACGCGCUUCCACGAUCCCUCAUCUUCCGACGCGCGCGAUUUCUGGAGGGACUCCUCCUCAGUCGAUUUGUCCUUACAAUUGUGUUAUCACGCUGGCCCCGGUGGGGAUCAGGGAUGCCCCGACCUUGAGGUGCGAAUUAUUGCCUUACUGGGGUCGUAAAGGUCACCACCAACCACGAACCCUCCUUUUCGCUCAAUUAAUUGACUUAGUUUUACAAAAUGUGGCAUUUAAAAAUUUUGGUUCAAUUUAUUGAGCUACAAUAGUGCUACUUUCCCUUAGGAUUUCCCUCCUCAAUAACUCCUGUUCCCCUAUAAUAAUAAUACACAUGGCGAAUGGGUGUAUCCAAACAAGUUUAGGGGCACAAGUUUACACCCCUACUCCGAUCUGAGCUGGGAAAUGCUUUAUGCCCUGUUUGGAUACAAACUCCUAAAAUUUAGUAGUGUACUAAAGUUUAAGGACCCUCAAAUUACUAGUCCUAAAGUUUAGUACAGGGCUGUUUGGAUGGACUAGUAACCUUUAGGACUUUAGAGGGAAAAUGUCAUUUUUACUCCUCAAUUACUCCUCUAAACUACUUUGCACUGUUCACGUCAUUAAUGCAUGCGAGGGCAAUAGGGGUAAAGGGGGACUUGGGGACCACUUUUAGGAGAAAUAGGAUCCAUUAGGACCCCUUGACCCUCCUAAUGAAAAUGGCCCUCCUAAAGUUUAGGAGUGCACUUUUAGGAUCCAUGUUUGGAUGCGCAAGUACUAAAAGUGUUCUAAAAGUGAACUCCUAAUCUUUAGGAGGGUGUAUCAAACAAGGCCUUAAUCCUAUGUCCUAAUAAACAUAUACUUGGCCCCCGCAUCGCUCGCUGGGCGACUCGGGCGGCCGUCGCGCCUCCCCACCGCCAGGCCCGCCUCGCCAGUUUCCUGCCUCCACCGCCCGCUGGAGCCACAAGCCGGAAGCCCGCUCAAGGAGAGCGGCGGCGGAGCUAGCUCGGUCUCCUCUCCACCUCUCUCUCCCUACCCUAGAUCUGCCCGCCAUCGUCCCGUUGUCGCUAUCCCCACCAGGGCGCCUGCCUCCCCGGUCGCCUGGCCGUGCGGGCCUUCCCGGUGUGACGGCGCGAGGAGGGUGUGGGUGGGGGCCAUCCGCCGUCUGCUAUGCGCGGUGGCCCGCGCUGCUCCUCCCCACCUGGCUCCGGAGCCCGAAUUUACCCCGUGCAAAGGCGAGAGGACAACAUGUCGCCGUCCUUGGCGACUCGAGGGGCUCCAACACAAGCCCGCCGCCUCUGCCCCAACCGCCAUGGGGCUUGGCUCCUCCUCCUCCUACUCGCAGGCGAUGCAAGAUACGGCCUUCCUUGGUCCGAAUCCGUGUGGGAGGCCCGUCGCGCCGCCCCGUGGGGGUCCAUCUGUCAGGGAGCCCGCCGCGGCUCCGGGCAGCCUGAUCCGCACCGCCGCGGGUGGCUGCUCGCUGCCGCUCCCGCGGGGGACCGCACGUCGUGGGCCUGGCGGGUGCCGCCAGGGCCUUGCCCAUGACACCGGGCGGCCACCGCUGCCGGGUCCGGUGCCGCCGAGUUCAUCCCCGGGGCAACGUGGGGGCUCCCUCGCGCCGCCACAGCAAGUCGCCGCCGCUCCCUCCUCUUCGUUGUCGCUUGUAGGAGGGCGACUGCGGGGACUUCCAACUGGGUCGGCGCGGGCCCCUCCUCCCUUCACCCUACCUCACCCCGGUCGUGUUCCGGUCGCUCUUCAAGGAUGGCCAUGGGACCCGCUUGCCGCUACUGCCUCCCGACCUGCCGUCGUGGGUCGCUCGCUCUUGUGUUGCUCGCUCUUCUAUCAAUGGUUGUCACUCGUGGGGUCAUGCCUCCUCUAGCCGUCUUCUUCGCUGGCAGGGACGGGAGGAUAUGUCUUCGUCUUCCCCAUGGUGCUUCGGGUUGCCACCUCGUCGUCGAGUGUUGCUAGGAAAAGGGAGGGCUUCAGCGUGGGCUCCUCUGGCGGGCCCGCCGGCUUCCCCUUUGGCCGUCUGGUUGCUUCAUGGUCGUUUUUUCGAUCGUCGUGAUGGCGGCCCCUUUCUACUGUGCCCGCGAAUGUUCCUCAUCGUCAUCGCCAUGGAUUACUCGCUGCCAUCCCAUCGCUUUGGCUAUCAUCCAAGCCUCGGCGGUCUGCUGUGCGGAGUUGGUUUUGGGGGCCUUUGGCGAAAGUCUAUCCGUGCAUUUGCCGGGACCGACGACGAUUGCGUCCUUGGACGUAGCUCACCUCGCUGGAGGUGUUGUUGCGGUCACCAAAGCUAGCAGUUUUUACCAGGUGAAGACUUGGUCUGCUCCCCCGGAGACAGAUGGACGAUGAUGGCGUUGGCGUCGUUUCCUCCCUGGAGGCAUCGUCUUGCAGGACCUCCUCACUCUACCUCUGCUGGCUUCUGGUUGUUAGACAGUCGGUGACAUGCAAGUGUUCAUGGCGUCUUUCUCCCCUGCAGGCUACAGUCAUCUUAGGUCGUGUUUUGUGUGGUGGUGGUGAGGUGGUUUUCUUUUUAGUUGUCGUGUUUGUGUUGUUUGUCGUCGGUCGUGGCUCUUAUAACUCUGCACUUUGAGGUUUCUUUGAAACUGCAUCGUUGUAAUUCUCCUCUUCUUAAUGAAAAACGUCCCAUGCACGUCUUAAAAUAAAUCUGAGCUGGGAUUGGGAUGGUUUGGAAUCUUCAGCAUGACUCCUUACCACCCAAGGCACACGGCACACCACACCCUUGCCACAGGAGCUACGGCUCGUAGUUGAGUCCUUGUGGUGUAUUUGUUGUACCAUCGACAUUAAAAAGGGAAAGAUAUGGUUGACUUGCGGUCAAGGCACACCAAGUAGGACUUGGUCAGUGUUCAAGUGCCGUGAACCAACUGAUCAAGUCAAUAUAUAUGGAGGCGUGGGGCUGGUGCUGUGUAUACAUAUGGUUGAUGAGUCUCUGUGCACCGUGCGUGAUGGCUGAGUGAGAAACAAUGACGAGACCAGAAGCCGCGGCCGGCGGAGAAAUUUCCAUCCCAAUAUGCCCGGGGCAGAGGAGGGCGAGGGCAGCUGCUAAGCGGGAGACAAGGCUCAACUGGUUCGUGUGCUUCGUUGCCUUUGGAGAGUGGGCAGGAAACGCCUUUGGCACGCUAGCCUUCCUGUGGGCGACCGUCGUCCUGCUUGGCGGGUUCUGCACAGCACUCAACGCCGAGGAUUUCUGGUUUGCCACGGUCAUGAUCUUCAUAGAAGCCUUCAGAAUGUUCAGCAGCAACUACAAAUUGGACCAUCAAUCGUUAUUUGGGACUACAAGGGCUGUCAAAUUUAAAUUUAUAAGAUCGAUUGGUCUAAUGUUCGUGCGGCCGCAGGAAUGGAAUGAAGUGGCGGCCAUUGUCGGUUUGUUCUGUAGCCUCAUUAUGCAGUUUCCGUUGGGGGGAUUUCCAACCUUGCUCCUAGGGGUGGCAAUAAUUUUUGCGAGCAAGAUGCAGUUUCCAGGUGCUCUUCAACUAACGAGCCGCCUGCGACAGCACCAACGGUUGCUCUUGUGGGCUCCCCUAGUUGCCCUCUUGCUCAUCACUGGCCUACAGAUACACACAUCAAUAGAACAUAUAUACAGAGACAGACAUGGCACACCCCACAGAGCAAUGAGAGUUUAUACAACAACGUGGCCACUUGAUAGGAGGGACAUGCUGGUGGAUCUGCUACUUUGGUGUCUUUUCCAGUUAGUACUGGUUCUUGCAGUGCUGCUGCUCAACCUGAGGCCCCAAAAAAUUGCCAACCUGACAGGUAGCCCGUGUGGCCGCAAGCUACUGUCUUCGGCCAAACUGAUUUUAGCCCUUUGUUUGGGCGGUGAUAUGCUGUUUUUGCAUAGUCCUCUUCAAGGCUUGGGCAUAUCGUUGAUUAUACUGGUACUAUCACUUGGCAGCCUACAGACUCCAGUGGACAGUACCCUCUUUGGUCGCUGGGCUAACAUCUUCCUGUAUAUAUGCUUCCUUGGGGAACUGGAAUCGACUUCAAGUCCAUGCAUGAUGGUUGUGAUAAUAAUGUUAACAGUAAUACUGGUCGGCAACUUGCAGAUCCCGGCAGCUGUUGCACGAAUUGUGCUCUCCUCCUUGCGCUUGUCCGAUCUAGUAGCUCUCAACGUAUACCCACAAGGGAAGGACAGUAACCGGAACCUGGUGCCAUCUAUCAUGGUAUUCUACGUGCUGGCACUGUGCCAAGGGACACUCGACCUGAUGGCAUGCAUAGUCGAGCUCUUCGCCUUCUUCCCUCGCAGAUCGCUCGUCCGUCACUCAAGGUUCAGAGGUCAGUGGGGAGCAAGGGCUGUCGACGUGUACUACCAGCGUGCCUACGUCACAUGCAUGGAAGCCGGCGUGCUCGCUGCAGGGAGAACGAUGAGUCUAGCGAACUUCUCCAUCGAGUCCCUGAGCUCUACCUCACGUGAAAUGCAGCUAGCAGGGGUUUCUGUCCUUGACGCCCUCCUGCAGCAGAGGAACUUCAGUGAAGAGCUCCUCCUGAGAAUCUCCUGCUCCAGCAACGUGGUGCGCACCUUGGUCGGUAUGCUCGGCUGGACAGCUCAACAAGACAGAGAUAUCAGGCUGUUCGCUGCCAGGGUCAUUGCCGAGCUCGCGGGCAGCCUCAGACUUGCUUCAGUUCCCAGCAUGCUGAAGCUUGUGUCAUCAUUAUUAUUUGAUGCCGAGAAUCAACCAGCUUGGCAUCACCAUCAGCAAGAUUUCUUGUCCCAUGCCAUCAGCUUCAGCAUCAACGGGGAGAAUGUUGCGGAUAAUCAAUCGCCGGGGCAACAAUCUUCGUCACAACCAGUUCAUGGUAAUGGAGGAAACUUAGAUAACCAAACAACGCAAGGAGAAGGUGAUAAUGGAGGGUGCUCCUUGUUAUGCCAGUGUUGGCAGCGGAUGAAAGAGAAGCACUGGUCCAUUCCAAAGGAGCCACCCUUGACACAUCAGGACUCCUUCCCUGUUCUGGGCAUGUUAAUCUUAGAGAGGCUUGCCUAUGAUAUUGACAACUGCACAGAAAUUAGUAGAGCCACGGACCUCAUCUUUAAGAUCACAGGAUUCAUAAGCUACACUUCCGACACAGUAGGGGAUGAUGACGUGCAGCAGAAAGCAGUGAUCUGUUCAUCACUGAAUCUGAUAAGGAGGCUUUCAAUCACGGAGGGGAAAAUAGGCACUAUGCUCCGGCAAGAGCUGUGGGAGAGCCCCUUCUUGCUGGGCAACCUCGCCGGUAUCUUGGAGGACAGCCGAAGCGAUCCUCAGAUAUGGAAGCCGGCGGUAGAUAUCAUAGCCAUGUUUGCCUUGGAUGAGGAGGCAAGGCAGGAGAUCGGCCACACCAAGGUGAUCAUUAGCAAGUUGGUGCAUUUGUUUCUUGGGCGAGAUGGAACAACCAAUGUGUACUAUGGUCAGCAGCUGCGGACAGCGUCAGGAGAAGCAUUGGCAAACCUUGCAAUGGGGAGCACUGCAAACUGCUCGGCGAUCUUGGAGGAGCCAGGAUAUGAACUUGUCAAGGAUAUAAAGAACAUGAUUUCUGAUGAUGAGUACCGAUGUGUUGCGACAAGUGUAUUGCAGAAUCUUUGUGCGCUCUCCAGAGAUGAGCUGCGCUGUCCAGGUGCAAGGGACCACUUGUCUUCUGCCUUGACAGUGGUGAUGGAGAAAAUAAUGACCGCAGAAGGCAAAGAACUGGAGAGUCUGAUCAGCCUCGCUUCGCAAAUUGGUGACGUCAUCCCAGAAUGCUUUGCUCACGAGCUGGAGUCAAAUACCAAUGGAACAGGACUUGUUCAAAAGCUGGUGUAUACGCUCAACUCCAACAAGAAGCCCUGUCCAAAGUAUCCAAGGAUGAGAAGGGCCAUAAUCCAGAUCACGAUAUCCUUUGUAGAAUGGUGUCCUCGAUACGCUACUAUCUUCGCUGUGGAAGGGAUGGCUGAAGCACUGUCCAAGGUAGAUAGGACCCCAUCAAAAGUAGAAAAGUACAGGGCCUUCUUGGGCAACACAGGAGUGGUUUUGGAGAGUGGCUUACCUCUGACUAUCCUAGUAGCUAAGGCAAAAGGGCUAAUUGAUUCUGCAACUGCAACUCCAACUCCAAGUGCUCAACAAGGCGACCAUGUAUGAUAAAACAUUAUUGAUGGUUCUUGAUUCAACUAAGCACGUAGCAAAUUUCUAUUAUGUGAAGCACGGAGAGAUUGUGACUAGAAUUUACUGUUGGAUCCUGAUAUAAGCUGAGUAAUGAAGCUCCUUGAUUAAAAAAGUAAUGUGGAAUAACUGAUGCUCUGACACUGCAUGUACGUAGUAGAAUGAAGACUUGGACUGAAGCUAUGCCAUGGUAAAAUCAGGAUUCAUUGUUAUGAGA